This is a messenger RNA of Symbiodinium sp. CCMP2592, 4005 nucleotides long. The record is from the annotation of a GenBank genome assembly. Lineage: Eukaryota; Dinophyceae; Suessiales; Symbiodiniaceae.
AUGGGAGCUGCUUCCACGAUGUGCGCCUGCUGGGCUGGUGUGUUGGUCCAGUCCAAUCCAGACCAGGAGGUCUUGGCCGGGGUUUACACUGAACUUGGUACGCCUCCUGCCCUGUCGAUGGAGCUGGCUUCUAGGCACUGCAAGAUGGAGGAUGUCUGCGAUUCAGAGGGGCGAGUUCUUCGUUUUCGCUUUCCGCGGCUCGCUGCCCCUGCUCGAAUUCCACGCCUUCUGGGAAAACUCACGGAGCUGCAGGUCUUGGACGCGUCCAGCAGGGGGUUCUUCGGUUCUAUCCCGGCGGAACUGGGCCAGCUUGCCAACCUGCAGGCAUUGCUGCUACAGGAGAACAAUCUGUCAUGCCCUAUUCCACCAGAACUUGGCCGUCUUGGCGAACUUCGCAUCUUGAAUUUGUCAGCCAACAUCCUCAAUGGAUCCAUUCCUGACGAGCUGGGCCGAUUGGGAAAGCUGACUUCACUUCACUUGCAGCUGAACUACCUCAGCGGUGGCAUACCAGCCUCCCUUGGUCGGCUGCGGCUUCUGGAAAAAUUGCGGCUUCAAGUGAAUCGACUCGGAGAAACAAUUCCAGCUGAGCUUGGUGGGCUCAGUAGCCUUAAAGCGCUCGACCUUGCUUCCAACUAUCUGGAAGGUCCCAUUCCCGAGGAGCUGGGGAAGCUCGAGCGACUGCAGGUCCUGGACCUGGAGGACAACGCCCUGUCCGGUGAACUCCCGAAAGAGCUCGGCGACCUGACCCAGCUCCGCAUGUUGGGGCUGGGGCGAAACCAGUUGUCCGGAAGUCUGGUGCCGCUGGGGAACCUGACGAAUCUCCGUUCCUUGCGCUUGAGCCAGAACAGGUUCGCUGGGCCGAUUCCACGGGAGCUUGCGCGGCUGCGCUCUCUUGUCCAUCUGCGGCUGGAUUCCAACCGGCUGACGGGUGAGAUCCCUCCCGAACUUGGGCAGCUGCGCGCUCUGACCGCCUUGAUCCUGUAUAGCAACCAUCUCACUGGUCCGAUACCACCUGAGCUUGGCUGGUUGCGCCGCUUGCGGACUUUGUCCCUGCGUGAGAAUGAGCUGGAGGGCCCCAUCCCAGUUGAACUCCUGGAGCUGCGCAAGUUGGUCAACCUGGACCUAGCUAAGAACAAGCUCUCUGGUGGCUUGCCGAAGGACAUCGGAAAGCUUCAGAAUCUCAUGCUCUUGCAGCUUUCCGGGACCGGCUUGGGCGGAAGUCUGCCGCAGGGGCUCUGGGAGCUUGGCGAUCUCACUGGACUUUUCCUGGACGCGAAUGCCUUUGAAGGAGCGCUGCCAAAAGAAAUCGGAAACCUCCGAAAGCUCAAAGUGCUGGUCCUGCGGCAGAACUUCCUAUCUGGAAGAUUGCCACCGGAGAUGGGUGAGCUGAAGGAGCUCACGAGGCUUUUUCUGGACCAGAACUCCUUCUACGGGAAGAUUCCUCCGGAGAUUGGGAAGCUCCGGAAGCUCCAUUCGCUGCAUUUGCACCAGAACUAUUUUUGGGGGAACAUCCCGGCGGAACUGGGAGGACUUCCAGAGUUGCGCUACCUGGGCCUCUACAAGAACGGUCUGCAUGGCAACAUCCCCAAGGAGCUCGGCCAGCUCGGGAAGCUGUUUGGGUUGGCGCUGCAUCAAAAUCGUCUAAGAGGAGCCAUACCGCAGGAGCUCAGCAACUUGACAAAACUGAAGAGGCUCCAGCUGCAUCACAAUAGACUAUCUGGCAUCAUUCCGCGACAGCUGUUCUCACUGAUCUCCCUUCAGGACAUCGACCUGUCGGAGAACAGUCUCUCUGGUACAAUCCCGGCCGAGCUCGGCAACAUGACUAAGCUCGAAUGCCUCAACAUUUUCCGGAACCGCUUGAGUGGACCAUUGCCAGAGGCUCUGGGACAAUUGGAAUCCCUUCAGUACUUGGACCUCUCGGAGAACAGGCUUACGGGAAGCAUCCCGGCAGUGCUCACUCAACUCCAGCGCCUCACUCACCUCAUGCUCUCGGAGAAUCAACUUGUUGGUCCCAUCCCAGACUUCACUGGCGCGUCCGCACUUAUGGCGCUCACACUGCAUCAGAACCAGCUCUCGGGAGUCAUGCCGGCAAGCCUUACCCGGAUGCAAAACCUGGCGGUGCUGACGCUGCAUGGCAACUGGAUUUCCGGCGUCGUGCAGCCUUUGAAUCUGAAGUCCGUCUGCGCCGACAACCCACGAUUCCACAUCUACAGCAAACCAUGCCCGCUGCUGCCGAGAAUGCUCUCGGGGUUGCGGCCAGAGCAACUUCUUGCUGCUCAUGAGAACUGUCCCUUUACCUUCGUCCGGUGCCGCCACAUCCAUCCUCCUCCGGCCAGCCUCACUUUGCACCGGAAUCGGCUCUCUUGUGGAGUGCCCGUGAGUCUGAACAUGUCCCUGGUGAUGGCAACGGCAGUGAUGGGGAACAUGUUGGGGGAUGGCCAAGCUCUGAAUGCUACCUGGAUCUCUGCGGAAGAGCAACAACACUUUCUCUACUAUUCGGCCAGGGUCCUGGCCAACAACCAGUUGCUCUUUGUCGCGUUCCUUUGCCUUCUGCUUGUGGCCGUACUCCGAGGUCCGCAACUCCACGAAAGCUUCCACUGGCGUCUCCAGACUGUGGAGACCGAUCCGCCGCAUCACGCGUUGGUUUCCAUCAUUCAGCUCCAAACACUUCGUGUGUGCAUCGUCGCUUUGGCCUUCGCUGGGCUGUUGCUUCCUGCUUACCUUGCGGGAGCAGGCUACUACACCUGUGGCCAGCCUGUGGGCAAGACUACCGCAGGAUACCUGUCCGAUUCACCGGUCAUGGAGCUUGUAGUUUGCUGCCUCUGGUGCUGCACCACGACCGCCGGAACGGUGGCCUUGUUUACCAUGCCGAGGCGGAGACAUGGAGGACAUGGCAACCAGACACCGUCCCCGCGAUGCCUCGGCUCCACGUGGGUGUGCGGGCGGCGCAUCUUUUUCUGGAUGCUAUGGUUGUUCAUUGUGUCCACAGUAUCGAUGCCCUCCAUUCUGUACUCUGUGGCGCAGGCCUUGCCUGCCAACAACACCUCGGGCCUGAGCGAUCAAAUCCUGGCACUGCUCCACCGGCUCGCUCCAAUUCUCAUUGUGCUCUUGGACAUGGUGCUCACCAUGCCCCUGUCGAAUGCUUACUCCAAGCUCACUGGCAUGCGAGCCGAUCGCCUAUUGAUGUCGAUGAAGCUUUGCUCCGCUUGGUUGUUGUCCUUGCUCGCCACCUUGCUUCUGCACGAGAACUGCCUGGGAGCCUGGAAGUGGUAUUGGCAGGUCUGCGACAGAGCUGCUCCGGAGCACCAGAUGUUCAACUUGGAAUUAUGGGGCCAGCCAAUCCUCAAGACCGACGAGGACAUUUGCCAGCUCGACAGAAGCUGGUGGCGAGAUGGUCGGUGUAGUCGUUCCAUCAUUGAGGGUUUGGCCCCGCUGUUGCUGAAGAAGCUGCUGGUCCGUACUUUGGCGCAGCCUGUCCUCCUCCUUGCGACCUGGAAACUUUCCCGACUGGAGGACAACACCGCAAGCUCAGAUCGCGGACGGCAUCUAAAACUCUUCGGAAUUUGGCCAAAGACGACGAGAUCUCUCGAGCAAGCGCAGCAAGGGGCCAUGUUGACGACCUUCCUGGAAACGCUGAUUUUCUGGGGCCCACUGAUCCCUUUGGUGGUUGCUGGUGUGCUUGCAGCCGUGGUGGCCAGUUCCUGGCUGUUUGCAGUGGGCACCCGGAACUUCGGAGUGCGGCUGCCGAGUUCAGAGGGCGGCCUCAAUGCAGACUUCUCCUUGUCCUACAUGCAGGGGGCACUCUUUGCCGGAUCUGCCUUCCAGCUGUGGCAUGCCUUCGGAACUGGCAUGUGCGGGCGCCAUUUGCUGGCCGCGCAUGCUGCCCUUUUGCUUGCCUUCGUUUGCUCCCCAGCGCGGCGGCGUUUGGAGCUGGACUGGGCCAAAGCGCUUUGGGGCCGGUCCGACCUUGUGACUCGGAUCGUUUCCGAAGUCGAACUGAUGUAG